Molecule: messenger RNA, 204 nt
Organism: Enterospora canceri
Lineage: Eukaryota; Fungi; Microsporidia; Enterocytozoonidae
Source: the annotation of a GenBank genome assembly
AUGUUUUCUUCUGUCUUCAAUUUCACGAUUGCUUGCAAUCUAUUAAUCCAUCUAACAAUUUAUACAAUGUUGCAAAAUAUAUCUAACAAUUUAUGCAAUGUUGCAAUUUCUGCAAUGUUACAAUUUCUGCAAUGUUGCAAUUUCAGAAAUGUUGCAAUUUCUGCAAUGUUGCAAUUUCUACAAUGUUGCAAGGUUACAAUAUAA